AAGAACAUCCAAAAACGUUUACAUUCGUCAACAAACCAGCUCAAUAACCACGCCACGUGUAUUUACAAAUCUCCCUGCAUGUAAUCUUCAUCUUCUACCUCUCUUCUUCAUAUCCUCUUCCUUUAUCCUUUCUUUUUUAUGAUCUCAUCAAACCAUAUUCACAUACAAAAACCCUUUUCAUAUGUAGUUCUGAUUUGUGGGUCUCUGUGUGUAUAUAUAUAUAUCGAGAGAGAGAGAGAGAGAGAGAGAGAGUGUGUGAGUGAGAGUUGAAUUUGCCGGGUGGUGAGUUUUGGAAGUUGGCCGGUGGGGAUGGGGCUGGUGAACAGAGUGUUGGACAUGGUGGUGCCGCCGGCGAGCUUAGUGAUGUUGGCGUGCGCUUGGCCGGCUUUAUGUUUUAUCAGCACCUGCGAGUGGAUUUACAGUGCUGUUUUCAGUGAGGAUAUGGAAGAUAAGGUUGUUUUAAUCACUGGUGCUUCUUCUUCCGUUGGAGAGCAAAUAGCUUAUGAAUAUGCAAAGAAGAGGACAAAUCUGGUAUUGGUUGCUAGGAGAGAAAACCGGCUGAGAGGGAUAAGCGAGAAUGCAUUGGAGCUGGGUGCAAAGCAUGUCAUGAUCAUAGCUGCUGAUGUUGUCAAGGAAGAUGACUGCAGGAGAUUCGUUACCGAAACCAUCAACUUUUAUGGCCGCGUGGAUCAUCUAGUGAAUACUGCAAUUUUGGGACAUGCAUUCUACUUUGAGGAAGCUGCAGACACCUCUUUUUUUCCCCGUUUGUUGGACAUAAAUUUCUGGGGAAAUGUUUAUCCAACUUAUGUAGCUCUGCCUUACCUGCACCAAAGCAAUGGCCGGAUAGUCGUAAAUGCAUCAAUCGAGAGCUGGUUACCUGCACCAACAAUGAGCCUCUACGCUGCUGCAAAAGCUGCCCUAGUCAACUUCUAUGACACGCUGAGAUUUGAAUUGAAUGAUGAAGUUGGAAUAACCAUUGCAACUCAUGGCUGGAUGGGAAGUGAGAUGACUCGAACCAAGUCUAUGCUCGAGGCUGAGGGCAGUGAGAUUCAAUGGAAAGAAGGAACAGAAACGCAGUUGAUAUGCGGCGGAUACAUAGAGGAGUUUGCGAGAUUGAUCGUAUCAGGUGCUUGUCGAGGAGAUGCGUACGUGAAGUGUCCGAACUGGUACGAUGUGUUCUUCGUUUACAGGGUUUUUGCUCCAAAGGUUUUGAGCUGGACUUUUAGGGUGUUGCUUGCUAUGCACGGAACAAGAAGGUCAUCUCCUCUCAUGCCAGGAGCCGGAAAGGGUAUGCAGCCUCUGCUGGAAGGCAGCUCUCCUAGAAAACUUCUGACAUCGCCGACGUCUUCUCAGUACAGUCCUCAAUACAGUCCCCAACUCAGUCCUCAGCAUCCGUUCUUCAAAAUGGAAUGAUCAAGGGUCAUGUUUUUUCAUCUUUGGGUUUAAUUUGUAAGUACAUGAUGAAUGGAUGUUUGUUUUUGUGACAUUUAAUUUUAUAUAAUUAAGAGAAGACAUAUAUAUAUA
Messenger RNA from Carica papaya (papaya), 1524 nucleotides. It is a transcript of the gene HSD5, whose product is annotated as hydroxysteroid dehydrogenase 5. Gene Ontology annotation, molecular function: oxidoreductase activity. Gene Ontology annotation, cellular component: cytosol. The record is from RefSeq and is a predicted model, not a curated record. Lineage: Eukaryota; Viridiplantae; Streptophyta; Magnoliopsida; Brassicales; Caricaceae.